Molecule: messenger RNA, 5514 nt
Organism: Hirsutella rhossiliensis
Lineage: Eukaryota; Fungi; Ascomycota; Sordariomycetes; Hypocreales; Ophiocordycipitaceae
Product: PIF1-like helicase domain-containing protein
Exons: 5
Coding region: 1-5514 (1837 amino acids)
Biological process (GO): telomere maintenance; DNA repair
Molecular function (GO): DNA helicase activity
Source: RefSeq, a predicted model, not a curated record
AUGCAGGAGCAUGCGGACGAGCGCGAAGAGACGCCGCCGACGCUGCCACUCGUCAUUCCCGAGGGAAUGGUCCGUGACCCACAGGGUUCCCCGUCCGAAGACUGCCCGAGGCAUCGACCUCCGCCGCCUGUGGAGACUGCGAAGUCCUUCCACCAGGCAUUCGCCGACGAAAGGACGUUGCCGAUUUCGCACUGCAGCUUUUGCUACAGGAAGCAACCCCCGUCCGAGCUCACCACGAUCCGCUGGAGGACGCGCCUGUCCGCCCCGUUGCUGCAGGCCACGACGGCGCUCCAGGAGUGCACGGACUGUUUCCCCGCUGGCGACGACGCUGAAGCUAUAGUUUGCCACGAAUGCUCCGCUGCUUUGAAGAAGGGGAAGCUGCCGAAGACCUGUGCCGUCAACAAUAUGCACAUUGGAUGCGAGCACCGGUAUCCCGAAGCACUUGACGGCCUCUCUCCCGUUGAGGAAAGGCUGAUUGCUCUGCAGGCCUCAUUCGGCUACAUCACGAAGUUCAUCGUCGACAACAAGACCCCGUCAGGCCUCAGCUACCGGAAGCACGUCAAGGGCCAUAUCGUGGUCUUUCCGAACAAGGUGGAGGACCUCGUUGCCACAGUCCUCCCUCACCCUCUUUUGGAAACCAUCGAGAACAUCCACGUCUCUUGGAGUGGCUCCAGCAAACCUGGCGCUGCCGACGUUGGCCACCUUCUCCAAGUGCGCAAGUCCCGCGUGAGGGACGCCCUGUCGUGGCUCCAGAAGAACAAUCCGCUCUACGAGCACAUCGCGAUCGAUCAUGGCGAGAUAGAUGGCUGGGAGUACGCAGACGGCUCCAAUGUCCCUAUCCUCAUCAUGGACAGCAUGCAGUGGGACGAGCCGUCCGUUGCCGAGAGGACGCAGACAGACCAUAUAGUCCCAGAUACCGAUCGAGGUUUGGAGGAGAACCGGUUCACGAGCAUUGAAGAGAUUGUUGCGUCGGCGCAAGCUCAGUCCGGUCACGACUCCAGCCUUGCCGAGGGACCGGAGGGUGCCGGCAGUGAUGGUGACAUUAUCCUAGAAACGACAUCGUCCGGGAUGUUUCCUCUUGACGGGCCAGUGGCUUUCGAAGAGGCUGAUAAGCUUUCAUUUCUAGCCGGCGCCAUCCGGACGAUCCGGGCUCGAGGUGCCGACGAGGCUGAGCCGUGCGCGAUGCACGUCCAGGGCACGGGAGCGCAGCCGUUCAUCCUGGUGGAACGAGGUGCAGACUUUGCGGACAGCCUGCACGAGGACUUCUUCCCGCGCACCUUCCCGAAGCUUUUCCCCUGGGGCAGAGGUGGCCCGAAGGCGCUGCACGCGUCGGACCUCCAGCAGCAGCAGGCUCCGGCGGCCGCCGGGCUCCAUGUGAACCUGAACCACUCGCUCAGUUACUGGGCCAGAUACGUGCUGCAGCGACAUGGGGGACGGUUUGCCAGCCACCCCGUCUUUUGUUUUCUCGUCUUCAACAUCCUCCUCCGCUCUUCUAACCGCCGCAUCAGCAUGAUGCGCACGACAAAGGGCUCUUUCGAGAGGGUUGAACGAGUUUACGAAACCCUGACAGCGGACCGACUGAAGAAGGCCGAGGACGAGAUGCGAGAAACAAGGAAGACGACGGACCCCGACGUGGCGUUCCUGCUCCGGGAGUUGUCCAUCUUCGGCCAUGCGCAGCCGCUCUCCAACGAAACGCGACUGCUCAUGCGCAGGAAGAUACAAGCAAUUGACAUCUGGACCGGCACACCCGCAAUUUGGUUCUCCAUCAACCCCAACGACAUCAACAACCCGGUCAAGAUGCGGCUCUCCAUCCACAGGCUCCACGACUAUCACGCGGCGAAGGACCUAUUGGCGGAUCUCCGAGGGAAAUACGACAGGAUUGCCCUCAGUAUCAUGGACCCGGUCAGCUCUGCCAUCUUCUUCCAUAGAGAAAUAUCUCUCUUCUUCGAAAAAUACGUCCGAACAGGCCAAGAGUCGAUCUUCGGGAAGGUGAGCCACUAUUAUGCAACGGUGGAGACGAACGAUCGUGGCAGCCUGCACCUGCACGGACUCCUGUGGUUGCACGGCAACAUGGAGCUGCCGUCGCUCAUCGACGACAUCGCCGACCCUCGAGAGCACGAGUACCGUGCCCGAGUGGUGCGCUACGUGGACUCGGUCUUCCAUGAGUGCUUGGAUGAGGACGCCGGAAAGGCCGUUCGCCAGCAGCGGAAGCCGAUCCACCCCGUCGAGGAGAUGAUGAACGACACCGAGGCCCUGUCUGCGGCCUUUGACGCCGAGGCCAACUUCAUCGCGCACUGCUGCCAGGUCCAUUCCCACACCUACACCUGCAUCAAGUAUUCUCUGAAGGGCCUCGCCGACCACGACGCGGACAGGUGCAGGCGAGCGGCUUGCCGGUUCAGAGCACCCUGGAAGAUUGUCGAUGCGACGGGGCUGACUGACGACGGCCUGCUCGCCAUCCGUCGCAACCAUCCGCUCGUCAACCGGUACAACAAAGCGAUGGCGGUUGGCCUCCGCCACAACCACGACGUAUCCAUGAUCUUGACGAGGACCAAGGGCCUGGCCAUGGUGUUUUACAUCACCAACUAUGCCACAAAGCUGGACACGCCCAUGUGGAGACGAAUCGCCCACGCGGCCGACGUCUUCCGACAGCUUCGCGAAGAUGCCGUGUCGAGGCUGCUGAACCAGAGCCGUCAGUUUCUGAUGAGGGUGGCGAAUCGGAUAUUUUCCGAGAGACAGCUCUCGGCCGUGGAGGUAUGUUACCACAUGCUCGGCUACCAGACGGACUUCACCAACGUCCCGCACUGGUCCUUCCUGAACCUGACCGCGCUGUAUUGGUCGGCCUUUCGGAGAUGGAAACACCUCCGCCGCCAGGCUGGCGAGGAAACGGAGGGGGAGGAGCCACCAGAGACUGUGCAGCUCAGGGAGGGCGGGCGGACCCUGUUGUGCUUGGAUGCUUACGCCUGCAGAGGCCAUGUGCUGAGAAAUAUUUGCCUGUACGACUACAUGUCCAUGGUCACCCUGGUCCGUAACCGUGGCCGGGGCGAGGACGAGAGCCACAUCUCCCUCGAGGGGCCUUCUCCAGGCUGCCGUGAGUGGUUUCAGAAGCUCCGCCGACCUCACGAGUACGCCGUGCCGAUCUUCCAAGGUUUCAUCAGCGACGACCACCGGGACGAGCACCCGGUAUACUUCAGACGAAACUCUGUUCUCCAUCUGGCCCUAUUCGUGCCUUGGGAGCGCUUCCUUCCCACCACGCAGGGCGAUAUCACCGAUAUAUGGCUCGGGUACGAAGCCUCCCUCUGUCGCAGGCUGCGUUUUCACGUCUCGAACAUCUCUCUCCUGAGCAAGUCCGCCGAGGACGCGCGCAAAGACGCAAAGCUCUGGGCCAGCCGAUCAGAAGGCGACGACACCGUCGACAUAGACUUUCCUCUUGAUGAGGACGACGACGGCGAAGAGCGUGCAACAGUCGCUGAGCAUCAUCAGAAUUUCGCGGCUUUGCUCCAUACUCUGUACAAUGCCGUGAGAGAUUCCGAUGCCACGAGAGGCUCUCCAGUCUUGGCGAAUUUCAUCCGGGAUCUGCGUGAAGAGACUUUGGCAUCGGAGGAUAAGCCAUUUAUGCAAUGUCCCGAGGGCUUCUAUCAGCAAAUCCGCCGCGCUCAGGACGCUCCCUUGUGCCAGUCUCAGACUCUUUCCGUAGAGGAUGUCCAGGCCGCCGCGAAGGCCCAGGAGCUACUCCAUCUCCAGAUGCUGGACGAGAUUGAGACUGGUCCACAGGGUGGCCCUCAUCGCGCGCCUAACGCCGAUAUAGACGAUCUGCUUGCCCGCCACUAUGAUGCUGAGCUUCCGCUGCCGCAUCGGAGUCAAGGCACAGCCACACGUGGUCCUCGAAUGCUUGUUGAUGUAAACAUGGCAACUAGCUUCACGGAAUUAGGCCACCUGGCCGUCUCAGACUAUACCCUCAACCCUCUGCAGACAAGGGCCCUUCAACUGGUGUGCAGGUUCUUGGACACGUACUCCGCGGAUCCCGAUUCGGCGUGUCAGCAUCUCCAGUACACAGGAGGCCCGGGCGGCACGGGCAAAUCCAGAGUCGUCGAGGCCCUGAAAUGGGUCUUUUCCGCAAGGGGACAGCCACAUCUUCUCCAGAUCACGGGAACCUCGGGGAGCGCAGCGGCACAGAUCGGUGGCACGACCUUGCAUUCCGCCUGUGGGCUGGAUACCCGCCGCUCCGCCGACAAACGAAUCCCCCUUUUCUCCGAGGCCAAGAAGUGGGUGUGGAAGCAGAAGCUGGUCCUUGUGAUCGACGAGGUUAGCAUGCUUGGAGGCGCUACUCUUUACGAGGCCAGCUGUCGUCUCCAGUCGCUCCGCGACUGCCCAGACAGGCCCUUUGGCGGUAUUCCUGUUGUUCUGUUGAUGGGUGACUUUUAUCAGUUCGCCCCAGUACGUGAGACGAGCCUCCUAGUGGACCGAAUGGCGGAUCCCCUCUCCGCCCGUCUGAACCAAGCCACCAUUUCCCACCACCGCGGAUUCCGUCUGUGGCUCAUGUUCAAGACCGUGGUUCUUCUCGAAGAACAGGUCCGCGCACGCGACGACCCUGAGCUAGGCGCUCUUCUGGACCGAGUGCGACACAGUACUCAGACGUGGCAAGAUCUGGACCUGCUGAAUACAAAGCUGAUCGACCGCUCCGAUAUUACCUUCAGUAACGGCUUGCGCGCCAUAACACCUCUCAACCGCAACCGAUGGAGCCUCAAUAUGGAAGCCGUUGUCGACUGGGCGCGCUUCAAUGAGAGGCACAUCUCCGUCUUCGUGUCAACCCACACCUGGAGAAGAGCGGGCCAGUCCCAAUAUGAGAUCGCACAGGCGGUCGAGCAAGGGGAUGACUCCAAAUGCAAGAUUCCAGGCAUUUUCUUCUAUGCCCAGGGGAUGCCUGUUGUUGUCAACAAGAAUUUAUACACUGGCUUGAAAGUUGUCAAUGGAGCAGAGUUCACCGCGGCAGACAUCAUCCCCGAUCCGAAACACCCAGGAUACCGUCUUGCGGACGACGUCACCAUACACUUCGGUCCGCCGCUAGGCAUCCUAUUACAGUCAAGCGACACGGCGAGCUUGGCAGUCCCCGUCCUGCCGGCGGAGAUGGUGCUCGUCCGCCCUAUCUCGCACAUUCUCGAACCAGCUGAUUCCCGCUUCAAGUUCUUGUCGACGAAAUGCACCCGACGAGGUCUGCCGGUUGUUCCGGCCUUUGUUCUCACCGAUUAUAAAUCUCAGUCAAAAACCUUUGCCGACGUACUCUUGGAGCUGCGGGGGAAUCGCGUGACCAAUGGCGAACCCUCCAAGUGCGAUUUUACCAGUCUCUACGUUCAGUUGUCCAGGGGUACGACUCUUCGAGGCAUUAAGCUUCUCAGCCCUGUGCGGCCCCAGGACUUCAUUGGCAACAAACUGGAUCAGAAAAUGGUAGAUGCAAUGCAGAGGCUUGAGAACCUGGCCUCGGAGACCAAACGGGUUUACGAGGGCCCGGGAUUGUGA